AUGCCGGCUAUUGCACCGCUACUUGAGCUUUCUGCGCGUAGCGCAACAAAUAGCACGUCACCAGCUCCUCUUCAAGUCGUAUGCGCGUUCCCUGUUUCUGGUCAGUACGGGGCUGGAAGCCGAAUCUUGUACUAUGUUCUAGUCAUCACGUGUAUCUUUGCGCGUAAAGCAGAGUGGCUAAGAGGAGCGUUGUUGGCGGCUGCGCUCGUUCUGCCCAGUGUUGCUGCAAUACACGCCAUCGUGCUUGCCAGCACGCACGUGAAUGGCGCGGUUGACAUGGACAUCUACGGAGCCUUUCAAUUUUGCUCAAUCGCAAUCCUGGCGGCGCCACUUACCGUUCGCUUAUCGAAAACCUAUUUCUACGACCCUGGACGCAAUGUCAUCUUCCUAUGGACUAUACUUAUACUCGCCGGACUCAUCGCUCUUUGUGUCGAGUUUUAUAGGGCGACACCAAUUGAUUGUACUUCUGCGCAAGCCGGCGUCCCGAAUCUCAGUAAGAAGAAUUUUCCAUACGGAAAUACAACAUGCGACUUGAGAUGCAGCGACAAAGACGGGCCGUUUUCUCCUUUGCGUGGGGGAGCUGCAAGUGAAAUAUAUGUCGUACCUGCUCCGACUAGAUUGAGCUUCAAUACAGGAAUGCUUCUAGCCGCAGGAUUUUGUAUACCGGCAAUUCUAAGUCUGAUAUUUACUUGGGACAAGAUCCUCGAGAUUAAUUGGAAGAGGCGACGCGAAGCCGAGGAAAACCUGGAUGAGCCUGUCGAAGGUGCCAAUGUCACUGUACGUGAGCUUAAGGGGAUUAACAGCGUCGUACGGAUGUUCUUAAGCGUCGUCGAGAUUCCGCUUUUUGGUGGAGCUGUCAUUGCCAUUUUGAGCUUCGGCGAAGCCAACUUCUUCAGUCAGCAGGUUGCAUAUCAGACUGAGCCCAUGGCAGCAGUUGGUCAGUGGGCACCUAUUGCAGGUACAGUAAUUGCGGCCUUGGGCUCACUGUAUCUUCUAUGGUACAAGGGAGAGAAGGAUUUGCAAGAAGAGCACACAACUUUACCCCAUACUUCUGAUUAUCUCCAGCAUGGGUCAGGUAGUGACCGCGAAAUGUCCCCGAGUCGAUUUCCCGAUGAGCCCCGUUCGCCUGGAGCGGUAUCAGAGGGGCUUGGGCUCGGUAUACGAACAACGACGUCCAAUGAUAUCGGGCGGAUUCCCACAAUAACAGAACCUGCCGUUGAGCGAAGUGCGACAGCAGGUACACAACACCGGAAUGGCGAAGACGAUCCAUCAGCUGGCAGGCCACGAGUACGCCAAUGGUUCACAUCCGCCGCGAACUAUCUCGGCAAUGCGGCUCACCACAAGCUCGAUGUUUCGGAUUACAAAGACCAAAAGGCACAUGCAUUCCCAGAGAUACCAGGCGAGCCUUUGCGCAACGCCGCGAUCGGACGUAUCAGCGAACAGUAUACUGUCUUACGUGCGGAAAGAUCAAGAGCGGAAAGUACAUAUGCGCCUAGUAUCGCUUCCAACUCUGGCCUCGAGGGCGGUUCGACACCACCAACUCAUGCAUCUCCGCGACCGGACAUAAGUCCGUCCCGAAAACCAAAGAGAAAGAACACUCUCGAAGUUCCUACCCCGGUCCACAUUCAUCGCAGGACUGAGAGUCAUUGA
Messenger RNA from Parastagonospora nodorum SN15, 1650 nucleotides. RefSeq lists its product as hypothetical. The coding region runs from base 1 to 1650 and encodes 549 amino acids. NCBI's taxonomy places the organism in Eukaryota, Fungi, Ascomycota, Dothideomycetes, Pleosporales, Phaeosphaeriaceae. The record is from RefSeq and is a predicted model, not a curated record. The transcript has 5 exons.